AAUUUUUGAUGUCUACAAAAUCCCAGCAACAUAGAGUCAGAAUUAAGAAAGAAAUCUCAAAAUCCCUCAAUAACACUUCUUCUGACUCGCUCCUUGGCCAGACUCUGAACCACGCCAUGCUCGAAAGCAAGAUCGAAACUGAUGAUGCAUACCCUACGGUUGAAGAGUGGCUUGCGAUGCCAGACGCUGAGAAAAUAAAUGUCCUGCAUGACUCGCUGCUUGAACUGUACCUGAAUCUGAAAAUCAGGAACUUCAAUAACACCAUUGACUCCGAGAAAGUGGACGAAGAGCUGGAUAAGCUCAAGAACGUCGAAACUCUCACGCUGGUGGAUUACAUUUAAGAGUUGAGUCGAAAUUGUGAUGGCCAUGAAAGCUGAAGAAGACAAAGAUAAAGUCGAAGAAGCUGUCAAACAACGAAUGAAAGACCUCCACAGCAAAGGCCAGUACGACUUGUCCCAGUCUCCUGAAGAAUACGAAAAGAUCAUUCAGAAACUGGAGGCCGAAGUGCGGAAUCACAUUUCUGUGCAGCAGCAAAUGAAGCUAUACAUUGAAAGUUACCAAGCCAAAGUAGAAGAGCUGGAGCCACUGGAAGAAAAAUAACUCCAAACUCAGACAGAAAGUCGGAGAACUCAGCAAGAGCAGGGACGACAUCGAGCGAGACAGAAAUUCUCUUCGAAAGAAGCUUGAUAAUAACCAGAAAGACUUCGAGAAAAGAAUUGACGAGCUGACCAAGAAAGUCAAAGACCUUCAAGGCAAACUCGAUGUCAGGAGUGCUAGAGAGGCCAACCAGCCAUCGUCGCUGUCACGACACGACUCUAAAAGUAAAUACUUCCAUCACAAAAAUGACAUGAGCGUUGACAUCCCUGAGAGUCAGAAAUAGCUUGUACUACUCGUUCUUCGACAAUACAAAGAAAAGUAAUGCAAUCGGAUCAAAAUAAGAACAAAGACAAUUCAAAGAAGGUGAAGUAUUUCUACUUGGCAGUUCCAGGAACCAGUGUCCGCGCCAAGAACGACAAAGAAGAAGCCUUUGUGUCCUUCUCUGAACUCUCCAACAAAAACACCAAGAAGAUAAAAAUAAGUUCGAACAAGAAGAAACCAACUCCUUACAAAAUUGACUAUUACCACUACACUGGUGAUAAUCGCGAGAAGAAGAGCAGCUACAAACACAGUUCAGGUGAGAAGCACAAAAGGAGCAAGAGCCAGACAAUCAGCUCCGUCAAAGGCCGAAAAGGAAACUCCCACUCGAUCAACGACACUUCAUCCGAAGAAAUGUCUUACUUGCUGCAGCAACAUCUGCAGAACAACAAGACGUCUUACAACCUUGUGAACGAGUACCUCGAGAACCCAGGGAAAGCAAGUAAUAUCACAGUUGUAAACAAAAAUUCUCAUUCCGAGAGUAAGUCAGCCAAUAGGUCAAGAGGAAAAAGACUCCAAAACGUAGGAAAUAAUGGCUUGAUCAAGGCCAAGCGCACUCAGACAAACAACGCAAACAUGAUCAAGAAAAUUGCGUUCAAGUCCUUCGACAAACGGAGAGCCGGAACCAAACUCGAAAGGAGAGAAGGAAGCCUCGAUGACCCUCUUUCGUUUCUGAGGUCGUCCAGUGCCUGAAACAAGUACACUUUUGAAAAACAAUCGGCAGGGAAGAAGUCGAACCGUACCACCAAGACAGGCCAUUCCAAAAAACAAAGUAAGAUGAGGAACAGCGGGAAUGCAGGCAACUAUUCGAAGAUUGCACCGAACAACGCUAUGUGACGGUUCAUGAAAAGCAAUAUUAGGUAGCUUUAGAAGUCCAGCACUCGUACAAAAUUAUUCAAU
Messenger RNA from Moneuplotes crassus, 1815 nucleotides. The record is from the annotation of a GenBank genome assembly. Lineage: Eukaryota; Ciliophora; Spirotrichea; Euplotida; Euplotidae.